ACUCACCGACCAGGGAUUUCAUCCGACACGUAAGGAUGACAUAUCCAGGAACCACACUUGACUUACCUCGCUAUAUCCUGAAAUCCGGCGAGUGGGAUUGGAGUUUUGCUUGCUGUCGAGAACCACUGCUCGCUUGCGUGGUCGCUCUGCAAAGGUUUCCGAGUUCCGGCAACCAGGCUUAUCCAUGCCGUCAGGACACAUGAAAGAGCCUCAGAAUGGUCGAGAUUCUUUACCGACAGAAAGCACCCCUCUGUUACCAUCGAAGGCACAAGAUAUUCCGUGUCAAGGUUCCUCUGACCAGAAUGGAGAGUCGGAAGGAAUGUCUCAUGGACAUCCAGGAAGCACCUUGGGAUCUGCCGUAUUCAACCUAUCCAAUACCAUAAUCGGUGCUGGGAUAAUGGGACUUCCAGCCACUAUAAAGGUCCUGGGGAUUCCUCUUGGCCUAACAGUGCUCGUCAUAAUGGGAGCAAUGAACGAGUACUCUCUUCAGCGGCUUCUCAGAAGCACAGCAGCAGCUAAAGCAUGGUCCUUCGGCGAUCUCAUGGCUGCUACGCAUGGAAGAGUGGGAAGGAUGUUGCUCCGAACGAGCAUCUUUAUCAACAACACGGGCAUCCUCCUUAUAUACCUUGUCAUCAUAGGCGAUGUGCUGUCCGGUUCAGACGGUGCGGAUGGAGAGCACUACUCUGGGCUAUUCGAGGAGUGGGCCGGAGGUCCCACCUGGUGGAACAGCCGCCUGACAGUGCUCGCUGCCUCCAUUGUCGCUGUUAUCGGGCCUCUUGCCGCUCUUCCAGACAUAGAUUCCCUCUGGUUCACAUCAGGGCUGUCAGUCCUGCUGGCAGUUGUUUUUGUCGUCGUCACAAUCCUCAUUACUCUGUACAAGCUAGUCGAAGGGACCAUUGAUUGGUCUGGAGUGCACUGGCUUCCUCAGCUGAAGACGUCACAGGAGUACUGGCACCUCCUCUCUGUCAUCCCCACCAUGGCAACAGCCUUCACUUGCCACUACAACAUGCAUCCUAUUUUGGUGGAGCUAAAGCCACCUCGAGAAGAAAAAAUGCACACUGCGAUACAGAAGACUUUCGUUAUUUGCACGAGUGUAUAUGCGGUCACAGCUCUCUUUGGUUACCUCCUUUUUGGUGAAGCGACUUAUGCUGACGUUCUUGCAAAUUUCGACACCGACCUUGGGAUUCCUGGAAGCUGCUACUUGAAUGACAUUGUCCGGCUUUUCUAUGCCCUGCACUUGAUGCUGGUUUUUCCUGUGAUUCACUUCUCACUUAGGUCUACUGUAGGAUCGGUGCUGUUUCCGCAUUCAGCCCCCCUAAAGCAUGAUCCUUGUGGGUAUAUAUUCACAACGGUUUUGCUGCUUGGGGCCAUUCUUGCAGCUUCGCUCUAUGUCCCGGGAAUUCAAUCGGCCUUCGAGCUAGCAGGGUCAACAGGAGCAGCCAUCAUUGCCUUCUGCUUCCCUGGAAUGGUAGCACUAAGUGAGAGAGCUGGGGGUUUGGCGGCAUCUGCUACUCAAAGGGCUGCUGCCUGGUUCUUGCUUCUCCUAGGACUUGGUGUGUGUUUUACAGGUCUUGCUGACAGUGUCCAUUCAUUUCUACGAAAAUAGAAGACACACCAUUACAGUAACGCCUCCUACCCUGUCCUCAUACAAAUGGCGAUUUGCUGGUUUCCGACUCUUUUGUCAGGCAUAU
Molecule: messenger RNA, 1691 nt
Organism: Closterium sp. NIES-67
Lineage: Eukaryota; Viridiplantae; Streptophyta; Zygnematophyceae; Desmidiales; Closteriaceae
Source: the annotation of a GenBank genome assembly